CACUCAAAAUCAAAAGCGAACCCAAAGCAAACCCUAAUCCCAAAUCCUUGAACCAUUAACCAUGUCGACGGUUCAUUCAAUCGACGCCCAUCGUGAGAAUGCCGAGAUUUACCACGGCGCAGAGCUCUGCAGCAAGAAAUCAAUCGAGCUCCUCGAGCGAAUCCACCUCCCGCGAGGCCUCCUUCCACUCAACGAGCUGGAGGAAGUCGGCCACAACCACGAAACCGGCUUCGUCUGGCUCAAGCAGAAAAAGCGCACCGAUCACACUUUCAAAAAGAUUGGGCGGCUUGUCUCCUACGCUCCAGAGAUUACCGCUUUUGUCGAGGAUGGCCGGAUGAAGAAGAUAACCGGCGUCAAGAGUAAGGAGCUUCUUAUUUGGGUUACUCUUUGUGAUAUGUAUAUUGAUGAUCCUGCAUCUGGGAAGAUUACCUUCAAGGCUCCGGCGGGCCUUUCUCGAUCGUUCCCUGUAUCGGCUUUUGAGCUUGAGGGGGAGGAAAAGGAGAAGGAGAAAAAGGAGCAGAAGAAUUGACGAUUUGGUUUUAUUUUUAUAGUAGUCUUUGAUUAUGAAUAUAUUAAGUGUUUUAAGGGUGGUUUCGUUUGAUAUUAUUGUUUUUAUGUGCGGAAGCGGACGAAGUGGAAUCUGUUGUUGCCUUCAUAAAUUCAUGAUGUUAUGUGAUUAGAAAAAUAGUUAUGAAAUUAUUAUAAAAGUAUUUGAAUUUGGCUGUUGGGAUUCAUAAUUGCAUAUUUGAUUAAGUAA
Dendrobium catenatum is the source of this 757-nucleotide messenger RNA. RefSeq lists its product as uncharacterized. Bases 62 to 529 code for a protein of 155 amino acids. The record is from RefSeq and is a predicted model, not a curated record. The transcript has a single exon. Lineage: Eukaryota; Viridiplantae; Streptophyta; Magnoliopsida; Asparagales; Orchidaceae.